AUCGAGGGAGGAGAAAGCAAGAGCUAGUGUGUGAGCUAUGGCAGUUCAUUCAACCUUCUUAUUCAAUUCUUCUUCAUUGACAUUCUCUUUUCACUCUCAUUUCAAUUUUCACAAUCUCAAACUCAAAAACAAAACUUUUAACCUAAAUUCAAAUUCAAUGUCUUCUUCACUUCCUAUAAAAUCACCAUUCCAUUUACCUUCUUCCAAUCUCAAACAUCGAACCGUUUUCAAAUUCCAAUCUUCAUCUUCUUCCUCUUCUUCCGAUUGGUCCACUGCAACUAAAAAAACUGUUUUAUUAACCUCCGCUACUACAGUUUCUUUAGCUGUUGCUAAUCGCGUUCUUUAUAAAUUAGCUCUUGUUCCUAUGAGUAAUUACCCUUUUUUUCUCGCUCAAUUAAAUACUUUUGGGUAUGUUGUUAUAUACUUUAGCAUUUUGUACAUACGAUACCGGUUAGGAAUUGUUACAAAUGAGAUGCUUGCGAUUCCAAAAUGGCGGUUUUUUGUUAUUGGGUUUUUGGAAGCUUUGGGAUUGGUUUCUGGAAUGUCUGCUGGAGCAAUACUUCCUGGACCAGUCAUACCCAUACUGAAUCAGACUUUUUUAGUUUGGCAGUUGAUGUUUUCCGCUCUUAUCCUGAGGAGAAGGUACUCAAUUAACCAAAUUGUUGGGUGUUUACUAGUAGCUGCUGGUGUGGUGAUUGCUAUCUCAAGUGGCUCUAAUGCAGGUCAAAUGCUCUCUAAAGUUGAUUUCGUGUGGCCAGCAUUGAUGAUAGUUUCUUGUGCCUUUCAAGCCGGUGCUUCAAUAAUCAAGGAAUUUGUUUUUCUUGAUUCUUCCACUCGAUUAAAGCAAAAGUCGUUGGAUAUAUUUGUGGUCAAUUCUUUUGGAUCUGGAUUUCAGGCUCUUUUCGUGCUUCUCUUUCUACCUUUAAUCUCUAACUUGAAAGGAAUACCGUUUGUUCAACUACCUUCAUAUCUUAAAAGUGGUGCUGGUUGCUUUCUAAACAUUGGAGCUGGUAAAACAGGUUGUGAAGGUGCUCCCUUGCUUCCGCUGCUCUACGUAGUUACCAAUUUGGCAUUCAACAUCUCCCUGCUUAAUGUACUAAAAAGUUCUUCUGCAGUUGUUGCUUCUCUCAUGUUAAUGUUGUCAGUGCCAAUUUCUGUUUAUGUUCUUUCCCUUCCAUUACCGUAUCUUCCCGAGGGAGGAACAACAUUGAGCCCAUUCUUUCUACUUGGUUGUGCAAUUCUGGUAUGUGGGCUUUAUACAUACAACACUACCCGACCUGCAAGGAAUAGUUCAGAAGUUGACUGAACAGAUCUAUCUGUGUAACCAAUGAUGAGGAGCUUGGCAGUUGGUGCUCUAACCACGGCGAAAUGUAUUUUCCUGCUUCCAAAUUAUACAUAUUUUGUAUUAUGAUUAUUAUUUAGGGGGCGAAAUCAAUUUUGUUUCCACGGUGAAAUGAAUUUUCUCCUCAUUUUGCCAUUAGAUCUUUGAAAAUAUUAUACUUCAGAUUGUACAUGUAUUUUUGCUUGUUGUAGAAGCAUAUUUCCCCAUACAAAUAAUGACGAAUGUUAUUGGCUGAAACGCAGCAGCUAUUUUUUUCUUUA
This is a messenger RNA of Medicago truncatula (barrel medic), 1602 nucleotides long. Its product is annotated as protein CLT2, chloroplastic. The record is from RefSeq and is a predicted model, not a curated record. NCBI's taxonomy places the organism in Eukaryota, Viridiplantae, Streptophyta, Magnoliopsida, Fabales, Fabaceae. The transcript is spliced from 10 exons. The coding region runs from base 38 to 1306 and encodes 422 amino acids.